GUCGCGUAGCUUAGCGUGUAUGCUAACUGUAAACUGUAAUAUUUAGCCACACCUCGUAGGUCCAUCUUCACAAACAAGAAUGGAUUUAAGUUAACAAUGAUUGGAGAGAAAAAGAAGAAGAAGCGGCUGAACCGCAGCAUACUUCUGGCUAAGAAAAUCAUCCUUAAAGAUGGAGGCACUCCACAGGGGAUUGGCGACCCCAGUGUCUACCAUGCGGUGGUGGUUAUCUUCCUGGAGUUCUUCGCCUGGGGACUGCUCACCACUCCCAUGCUUACGGUGUUACAUCAGACAUUCCCACAGCACACAUUCCUGAUGAACGGGCUUAUUCAUGGUGUCAAGGGUCUGCUGUCUUUCUUAAGUGCUCCAUUAAUCGGUGCUCUAUCAGAUGUGUGGGGCCGGAAGUCCUUUCUGCUACUCACUGUAUUCUUCACUUGUGCUCCCAUCCCUCUUAUGAAGAUCAGCCCAUGGUGGUACUUUGCAGUGAUCUCCAUGUCUGGCGUCUUUGCGGUCACAUUCUCUGUGAUCUUUGCAUAUGUGGCCGAUAUCACCCAGGAGCAUGAAAGGAGCACAGCGUAUGGCUUGGUGUCAGCCACUUUUGCAGCCAGUCUAGUGACAAGCCCAGCAAUUGGUGCAUACCUGUCUGAGGCAUAUGGAGAUACUUUAGUGGUGAUCCUGGCCACAGCCAUUGCCCUGCUGGACAUCUGUUUCAUCCUGGUGGCGGUUCCCGAAUCCCUGCCUGAGAAGAUGAGACCAGCAUCCUGGGGAGCCCCCAUUUCCUGGGAACAGGCAGACCCCUUUGCAUCUUUGCGUAAGGUGGGUCAGGACUCCACGGUACUCCUGAUCUGCAUCACAGUCUUCCUGUCCUACCUGCCUGAGGCUGGACAGUAUUCCAGUUUCUUCCUGUAUCUCAGACAGGUCAUAAGAUUUACACCCGAAACAGUUGCUGCCUUCAUUGCAGUGGUGGGAAUCCUCUCCAUUUUGGCUCAGACGGUUGUCCUGGGAAUCCUGAUGCGUUCCAUUGGAAAUAAGAACACUAUCUUGUUAGGCCUCGGCUUUCAGAUCCUACAGCUGGCCUGGUACGGCUUUGGCUCUCAGCCCUGGAUGAUGUGGGCUGCUGGAGCUGUUGCUGCCAUGUCCAGCAUCACCUUUCCAGCGAUCAGUGCCAUAGUGUCCCGCAACGCAGACCCUGACCAACAGGGUGUGGUACAGGGGAUGAUCACAGGAAUCCGAGGACUAUGUAAUGGCCUGGGUCCGGCACUCUAUGGCUUUGUCUUCUACCUGUUUCAUGUGGAGCUCAGUGAACUGGAUCCUGCUGAGAGCCCAGAGAAGGGUGCCAAACCCAACAUGGCCAACCCCACAGAUGAGAGUGCCAUCAUCCCUGGCCCUCCCUUCCUGUUUGGAGCAUGCUCCGUGUUGCUCUCCCUGCUGGUUGCUCUCUUCAUCCCAGAGCACAACGCCCUCAACAUGCGGUCCGGCAGCUACAAGAAGCACAACAAUGGUGCACAGAGCCACUUACACAGCUUACAGGGCAGCCCCAGUGAGGGCAAAGAGCCUCUCCUGGAGGACAGCAGUGUAUAACCCCACUGACGAGGGGGCGGGCACAGACCCCAAACCCUCUCACACUCAUCUCCCCAAGAAAUCACCACCCUCUUCUUGUUACCCCACAGCUUGGAGAAGGCAUGCCAGGUUGGUUGCUUUCUGGAUGCAUCAGAAUAGUGUCCCUGCAGAUGGGCUGUGGGUACAUGGGGUACUGGUGCACAUAUUAUAAGUGUGGAACUGGACCAACAGGGAGCUGCCCUUGGCCUUGUGGAACAAGAAGUGAAGCUAAGGAUAUUUUGCCUGACACAUGUAAGGGAAAUGCAAGCCGACACAGCUCUGUGCUGAAAAGGACUUGAAGGUUUUCCUCGUUUUUACAGUUACAUUUUUUUUUGUGUGUGUGUGUGUGUGUGUGUUCUCUCUUUUGGAUUUUUGACGUUAAUGAUGUAAAUGUUCCUUCUGUCCAAAGAAACCUGGUAACUAUAACAGUAGGAAACUUGUCUGUUGUGAUACGUUGCAGGCUAACUUUUGAUGUGCUGCUUUCUACUGGUUGAUUUUGGUUUUGUAUUUAAUAAGAAUGAAAGUGAUGCGUCUAGAAAGUGUGUUUUCACUUUGCAUCUGUGGAGUGCCUCAAACUGUACCCUUAAUGGGUUAUUUCUUCCAUUUCUGUCAUUUAGUCACUAUAAUGCCGAUCCAAACACAUUUAACUAACUUGAUAUUGUGGAACACAUAAGUGAUUAGCUAGCAGUGUCCAAGCUCUCCUUUCCCUGGUCACCAUUUACUUUCAUUGUAUGGAAAAGAACGACAAUGAAGGUAAAUUUUGAUGGAAGAAAGAAAGUCAUAAGGUUUAUAAUAACAUUAGGGUGAGUAAAUGAAUUAGUUCUUUUAGGGUGAACUAUCCCUUUAAGGAAAUGUAACCAAGAAAUGUCAGAAAGAGGGUUGUCAUCGUCAUCAUCAUUUUACAGAAUCAUUGCUGUUGUAUCAUACCCCUUGAACCUACCAUUCCUGUUCUUGUACAUCAGAUGAAUUAAUUUGUACUUUCUCUCCAUCACCAUCCUAAGAGUGGUGUCAAAGUUUUAUGUAGAGGAACUAAAAGUUGCCUUUGAAGUGACUUUUUAUUGCUAUUACCUAACCCAGAUGAAGAUGUGCUCUGAGAAGGGUCAGUAAUUGUAUCACUCCUGUUGGAGCCUGUGCAUAUUGAGUUCUUGUUUAUCAUCCGCCUCACCUCCUCCAGCCCUCCCUGUGAAAGUCAACACUGCCAAUUUACAACAGGCUAGCAGGGUCCUCUUCUCAUUACAAGCUUACAGAUAGUAAUCGAGUUGUACCUAGUUUUCACAUUCACAAGCACUGAUGUGAGUGGAAUAGCGUAAAUGUGAUUUGGAUGAGUGUCACUAGAUCCAGUGAAAUAAUAUCACACAUGCUGCUAUUGUAGGAUUUACAAGGUCACUAGUUCUGUGGUAUUAUACUAGAAUCUAAAUGUGGUAUUUCAAUUAGAUCCGAGCAUUGUGAAAUCCAGCGUAAUUGUAGAUCCCAAAAUUUGUGGCUGAUUUUCUAUUUGAAGUGUGCUUUUCUUUCUGUUGAGAAAAACUUUGAAUACUUAUCUAAACGUGAUGAGCAUUUGAUUUCCCUGGGUACAGCCUCAAGUGCAUUCAACACGCAUUAUUUGAUUUGUUUUUUAAAUCAAGCUCUUGUUUUUUUGUUUUUUUUUUGUUUAUUUGGUUUUAGGUGCCAUACCUAUUUCUGUGUGUUUUUAUUUCUUUUGCUUGUCUCUCUCUUUCUGGUAUUUGUAUGUGUUUUUUUUCUUCAAUCCACAAGAGUUUUCUAGAUAACCCAAAGGCUUAGUCAUCAUAAUUGGUUUUUAAACACUGUUUUUGGACCAUUUAUGUUCUUACAACCUUGCGAACAAUGUAGAUGUUAUUUAAAAUUGACUAAAAUUGUUUUCCUUGAAGUUCUGUAACACUUAUCUACAUUGAUCCGUAUGACCAAACCUGAAUGGAGUUAAUUGUAAUAUAUCCUAUUAAGGAAUGGAGACUGUGGUUACCAUCCUGUUUUGUACCUGUAUAAUUGCUCCUCUGACUAGCCACUAACUUGCAAAGAAAUCUAGUGUUUGCCUCAGAAAAAAACAAAAAAAAAAGCCAAUUUAUUUGUGCCUAAAAUGUGCUCUAAAAUAAUAGAAACCGUAUAUGUGAAUGGUGAACUGGCUGUAAAUAUUAGGAACUAAUGAGAAAAUAUUUAUUAAAAGUAUAUUGAAGUCUUUGUGGGGGUGGGGAGGUUUUCUCUUUAAAAAAAAACAUAAUAUAAUCCGCUGAUGGCUUGUUUGUAAUGAUGUCUUCUUACACUGACAAAUAUCCUCUUCUUGUGCCUGCAAGAUCUACUGGACCAGUUUGGAAUUCUGAAAGACUGUUGGUCUUUUACGUUUUGCCAUUUAUUAAACAUUUUGAUGAAA
This is a messenger RNA of Xyrauchen texanus (razorback sucker), 3982 nucleotides long. RefSeq names its product major facilitator superfamily domain containing 14A2 (gene slc71a1-2). The record is from RefSeq and is a predicted model, not a curated record. Bases 97 to 1578 code for a protein of 493 amino acids. Gene Ontology annotation, biological process: transmembrane transport. The transcript has 12 exons. NCBI's taxonomy places the organism in Eukaryota, Metazoa, Chordata, Actinopteri, Cypriniformes, Catostomidae. Gene Ontology annotation, molecular function: transmembrane transporter activity. Gene Ontology annotation, cellular component: membrane.